Messenger RNA from Maniola jurtina (meadow brown), 2218 nucleotides. RefSeq names its product inosine-5'-monophosphate dehydrogenase (gene ras). Gene Ontology annotation, cellular component: cytoplasm. The transcript has a single exon. The record is from RefSeq and is a predicted model, not a curated record. Gene Ontology annotation, biological process: GTP biosynthetic process. Lineage: Eukaryota; Metazoa; Arthropoda; Insecta; Lepidoptera; Nymphalidae. The coding region runs from base 375 to 1910 and encodes 511 amino acids. Gene Ontology annotation, molecular function: IMP dehydrogenase activity.
ACAGAGCAGAGGACUUAGAACUAGAAAUUGGAAAUUGGAAUUUUUAAAAAAUAUUUUCUAAAGCCGGCUAGAUGGAAGUCUGGACGUGCUUUUUGUAAUUUAGACACGUUUCUAUUCCAUAACCGCAUAAUAAUACAGUAAAUCGUAAUCUUUAAAGACUAAAAGAUAAGUUCAAUUUAUUACUACAAAAUUAGGAGUCCGUUGACGAAAAUACGCAACCACGUGUUACUGAUUUAAAAUUAAAGAAUUUACUUACUGGAAAAUUACAGUGUCACCAAGAAUACCUCACAAUAUAAAGCACCAAGUGAUUGAACAAAAUCGUCGCUCAAGAUACAGUGAAAUAUUCUUUAAAAAUUAUAACACGUGUUGCCGCAAUGUCGAACGCGGAAGGAGACCUGCGGGAUGGGCUCUCGGCUAAAGAAAUCUUUGCUAACAGUGAAGGACUAACUUACAACGAUUUCCUGCUACUGCCUGGAUUCAUAGAUUUCACGGCGGAGGAAGUGGACUUGACGUCACCUCUCACGAAAAAGAUAAACCUCAAGGCACCGCUCGUGUCAACUCCGAUGGAUACCGUCACCGAAGCCGACAUGGCGAUCGCUAUGGCUCUAUGCGGAGGCAUCGGUAUCAUUCAUCACAACUGCACUGCCGAGUAUCAAGCCAACGAAGUUCACAAAGUGAAAAAGUAUAAACAUGGCUUCAUCAGGGACCCAGUCUGUAUGGGCCCUACUAACACCGUCGCGGACGUCAUCGCAGCAAAAAAGAAAAAUGGUUUCACUGGGUAUCCUAUUACUGAAAAUGGUAAGCUCGGUGGACGCCUUAUUGGCAUUGUUACAUCUCGAGAUAUUGACUUCAGGGAAGGCGAUCCACAGUUGAGUCUCAAAGAGGUUAUGACUCCCAUCAGCGAAAUGAUAACUGCACAGUCUGGGGUCACUUUACAAGAUGCUAAUUACAUUCUCGAAAAAAGUAAGAAGGGUAAGUUGCCAAUCAUCAAUGGAGCAGGUGAACUUGUAGCUUUAAUAGCCAGAACAGACUUGAAGAAAGCUCGCAGCUAUCCCAAUGCAUCAAAAGACUCCAACAAACAGCUACUAGUAGGAGCUGCGAUUGGUACUCGUGAAGGUGAUAAGGAACGUCUUCAACUUCUUGUGAGCAAUGGAGUUGAUGUUAUCGUUCUGGACUCCUCUCAGGGCAAUUCUACCUAUCAGAUAGAAAUGAUUAAAUUUAUUAAAAAAACUUACCCAGACAUUCAAGUCAUCGGAGGAAAUGUUGUAACCAGAAUGCAGGCUAAGAAUCUCAUUGAAGCUGGAGUAGAUGCUCUGAGGGUUGGGAUGGGCAGUGGUUCUAUUUGUAUCACUCAAGAGGUCAUGGCGUGUGGCUGUCCACAGGCCACAGCAGUAUACCAAGUGUCAUCAUAUGCUCGACAGUUCAACAUUCCAGUUAUUGCAGAUGGUGGGAUCCAAUCUGUUGGCCAUAUUGUUAAAUCUCUUGCAUUAGGGGCUUCUACUGUCAUGAUGGGAUCUCUCCUCGCUGGCACCUCUGAAGCUCCCGGGGAAUACUUUUUCUCUGACGGUGUGAGACUCAAGAAAUAUAGAGGAAUGGGGAGCUUGGAAGCGAUGGAAAACAAAGAAGGGAAAGGUUCUGCAAUGAGCCGCUACUUCCAUAAGGAAACUGAUAAACACAGAGUUGCUCAAGGUGUGAGUGGAAGUAUUGUGGACAAGGGCUCGGUGCUCAGGUUCCUGCCGUACCUGCAAGCUGGCAUGCAACACAGCUGCCAAGACAUCGGAGCGCGCUCUUUGCUCAAACUGAGAGAAAUGAGCUACUCGGGAGAUCUCAGAUUCAUGAAGAGGACUUACUCCGCACAGCUAGAAGGAAAUGUGCAUGGUUUAUUUUCAUAUGAAAAACGACUAUUCUAAAUCUGCUAAAACUGGUGUCAAGUAUUAGUAAACCUUUAUGUACCUUUGUGAUACGUAUGUUACAGAUUUAAUGCAUUUUCUACAAAUUUUUGUGAUUACAUGAAAUGUAUACUGUAAAGCCAAUCCAGAAGUAAAUAUUUUGUGUACUUAUUAAGCUAAGCUUAAAUGGAACUGCUAGUUCUGAUAUUAUAAAAUAAAUUCCAUUUUAGUACAUGCGUUUAUUUCUUAAGUCAUAUUGAUGUUAUAUUUUAAGGAAAGGACCAGAUGUAAAAUAUAUUUCGUAAAUAAAGUUUACUGAUUGAAAAAUU